CAGCGAAAGGUUAUCCAGAUCCUACCAAACACACGCAUUUGGGAGGUGCAACAAACGUUAUUUCUGUGACAUGUUGAACAUAUUCAAUACAUACUGUGUGAAAUAUGUUACUACUUAGUAUUCCAAAGCAAUUAGCAUGUCAGGCUAAUAGCUUUUAAUUAAGGGUGAAGUACAAGGACUUCAACCCCUAAAACCAGUCCAAUAUAUGAUGGUUCCGACCCAAGUCUAUCUGCUCCCUUUGCAAAAUUGCCACAUCACCGUGACCACAUCGCUGCACGAGCCUGACUGUUAUCAGACGAUACAAACCUCAUUGCCGCAAAGAUGCCGAGCUACAAGCUUUACUACUUCAACGGCCGGGGUCGUGCAGAGCCCACCAGGCUGAUGCUGGCGGCUGCCGGGCUGCCUUACGAGGACAUCCGCAUGGAGCCUGAGCAAUGGCCGGAAUACAAAAAAAAGAUGCCGAUGGGCCAGGCGCCUGUCCUGGAGGUGGAUGGUCGUACCAUGAUCUCUCAGAGCAUUGCCAUCGCGAGGUUUGUCGCCAAGGAGUCAGGACUGGCGGGAAAGACGAACAUGGAGCAGGCUCGGGCCGACAUGAUGGUGGACGGGUUUGUGGACAUGGUCAACAAAAUGGCGGAUUAUGUCUGGUAUGAACCGGACGAGGCUCGAAAGGCAGAAAAAAAGAAGACGUUCUUUGAAACAACGCUCCCAGAAUUCCUCGGUCAUUUUGAGAAGCUCCUUGUGGCGAAUAACGGCGGGAACGGCUUCUUUGUCGGUGACGGGCUCACCCACGCCGAGGUGUUUUUCCUGGGCCUGUCAGACGACAUUACGGCGGAGAAACCGGACAUCCUCAGUCCCCACCCGAAGUUAGCCGCGCUCGUGGACCGCAUCAGAAAGUACCCGGGCAUACAGGAGUGGCUGGCCAAACGUCCACAGACUCCAUGGUAAUAAGGGAGUCACAAAUAAGACUGCACUUGCUCAGUGUGUUGCAUUGUGGGUAUUACGUCAACUGUGAAGACCCACAGAACGUAAACAAAUAUGUCUAAACAAGGUCAUUGGUAUAAAACAUGGUUUUAUGCGUUUUGUUUAU
Branchiostoma belcheri (Belcher's lancelet) is the source of this 1087-nucleotide messenger RNA. Its product is annotated as S-crystallin SL11-like. Gene Ontology annotation, molecular function: glutathione transferase activity. Gene Ontology annotation, biological process: glutathione metabolic process. NCBI's taxonomy places the organism in Eukaryota, Metazoa, Chordata, Leptocardii, Amphioxiformes, Branchiostomatidae. The record is from RefSeq and is a predicted model, not a curated record.